Protopolystoma xenopodis is the source of this 285-nucleotide messenger RNA. NCBI's taxonomy places the organism in Eukaryota, Metazoa, Platyhelminthes, Monogenea, Polystomatidea, Polystomatidae. The record is from the annotation of a GenBank genome assembly.
AUGACGUUUGCUGGCCACCGCCGAUUGAGCUCCACAGCAUCAUCACAAUUCUCCUCGUCUGUCGCAUCAUCUUGCCCCAACACAUUGCCCGAUGAAUGUCUCAACCCUCAGAUUUCCGCCAUCGUUAAAAUACAGCAAAUAUUUACCGAACCAGAUCGCUCAACCAGUCCUUUCUUGGGCUGUCAACCGUUAAACAUAUCGCCCUAUGCAACGAUUUUUCUUGUGCCAUUUCUAUGUAUGACGCUUCUUUACAUCGCGAGUCAACUUUGUGACGAAUUCAGUUGA